Messenger RNA from Lampris incognitus (smalleye Pacific opah), 2802 nucleotides. RefSeq names its product sushi-repeat containing protein X-linked 2 (gene srpx2). The transcript is spliced from 10 exons. Lineage: Eukaryota; Metazoa; Chordata; Actinopteri; Lampriformes; Lampridae. The coding region runs from base 249 to 1655 and encodes 468 amino acids. The record is from RefSeq and is a predicted model, not a curated record.
AUAAGACCAACUUGGGAAGUGCCAUAGUGCCACCAAGUGGUGUUUUUUUUUUGUCUCCCCUGCCUACAAGGAAAACUGCGGAGGCGAUGGAUCUAACUGGUGUGGGAUACUGAAAAGGUUUAGGUCCUCGUUUGUGAAUUAUACGUCGGAGUAGUUUGUUAUAACUCAUUUGACUGCGCUAUCGCAGAGAUUGUCGACACUCGUCCAUGUUUCUGGGUCUAUACUACAAGUAGCACGGUCAACUUUGGAUGCGCUUACGCCAAGUUUUGACCAUGUCAUUCAAUCGCAUCGUCGCAAUGUUGGUUUUCUACUUUACAUGUGAUUUACCGGGACUAAACGGCGAAGUUGAUUCUGAGGCCACAUACAACAGCUACAAUGAAGUGGCUUCAGAGGACGACUACGCUCCUAGACUGGACUACAACAAUCCACGGUGGUGUCACUCUCCAACACUGGUCAAUGGGGAGGUGACCUGUAUCUCCCCUCGUGGAGGGCACUACCGCAGUACCCUGGGUACCCGCUGUGAGAUGACCUGCGACCGCGGAUACAAACUGAUUGGGAAGAGUUCGCUUCAGUGCCUGGCCAAUCGCCGCUGGUCUGGAACGGUGUACUGUCGCCAGGAGCGCUGCCGCGUGUUGCCCCUCAUCUUCCAUGGCAAGUACACCUGCACCCAUGGCUUUGUGGUGGACUCCAGGUGUGAGUUUACCUGUGACCCCGGGUACCGCAUUGAGGGGGAACACUCUCGUACCUGCCUGGAAGGGGGGUCCUGGAGCUGGGCUGAACCCGUGUGUUCAGAUCAUGAGCCUCCCAAGAUCAAAUGUCCUCCAUCCAGAUUCAAGAUUGCUGAGCCUGGAAAGUUAACAGCCAGGGUGUCCUGGGAUCCCCCUGUAGCCACAGACACUGCUGAUAAAACACUCGAGGUAAUAUUAGUGGGCCAGGGGCCAGACACCGACUUUAAAGAGGGGAUAAACGUUGUUCGGUACAAAGUGUACGACCAGGCUAGGAACAGAGCUGCUUGCAAGUUUGUUGUGCGUGUUGAGGUGAAAAGAUGCCCGGCUUUAAAGCCUCCUCUGCAUGGCUACCUAAGCUGCACCUCAGAUGGAAAUAACUAUGGUGCCGUGUGCGAGUACCACUGUGAUGGAGGACACGAAAGGAAGGGGGUGUCCAGCCGUGUGUGCCAGUCCAACCGCAGCUGGGGUGGAGCCCCUGCUGAGUGUGUUUCAAUGGAAUUUAAAUCAGAUGUGAAGACGGCUUCUGCCCUCUUGGAUCAGUUCUAUGAGAAGAGGAGGCUGCUGAUUGUAUCUGCACCUGACAUAGCUGACCACGACUACAAGUUGCAGAAUCUCAUGAUACAGAAAUCAGGCUGUGGUUUGGAGCUGCGACAUGUGACUGUGAUUGAGCUCUUGGGUUCUCCGCCUCGGGAACAAGGCCGCAUCAAAGAAAAACAACUCACAUCUGAAGUCGCUGAGGGUCUGAGGCAAGCCUUCAGAAUCUCCAGAUCCUACUUCAGCAUGGUGCUGCUGGAUGAACACGGAGUGGACCGAGAGAGGUUCAUCACCACUGUGACCUCAGAUGAGAUUUUCUCAUAUAUUGAUAGCUUCCUGUUGGAUGAGGCGGAGCGAGAGAGGCUGGAACUCUAUAGAGACUUCUGUGACUAACCCAACAGAGCCCUCUGGUUGCUACAGGGAUAAGUGAAUCAGUGUUGUUAACUGAAAGGGAUUAGGAAUAACAGACAACAAAUGGCCUGCAAAACAGGUUGAGAGGACCCUGAAAGGGAAAUGAGGACAAAAGGAAUAAUCUGGUUACUCAUGCUCACUCGUGAUCACCGAGUUGACAGCAGUGGUAAAUUCACCAAGCAUCACAGCCAGAAAUUGGCCCAAGUAUGACACAUAACUAAGCCAAGACAGAACUUUACCAGUUGUGUAUACAAGGGCUUGUUUUGCAUUGAAACCUACACUAGUUCCGACAUUUGGUUCACACUUGAUUUGUGAAGCCAGGUGAUAGAUAUAUACACACACUAGAGUUGGAACAACAGUAGAGGGUUUCUGGUUUAGAUAUUGAAUUUUUAUUGGACAAAUAGUAUAAUUAAUAGAGCCUAUUGAGUAAACUGUAUUCUUCUUGCACUUAAGACUAGGUGGUACAUCUUAGCAAUUUACCUUUCAGGCUAAAAACAAGACAAAAAUUAAUUAAAUUAAAAAUCCGACUUUAUAUAUUGUAUAAAUAUAGGAUUUCUUAUGAGCAGCAACAUGAAUUAAUAUGGUGCAUGUACGGAUAUGGAUUCAACUAAACACCUUGUGAGAUACUACAAGAAAUUUUAACAGAAUAACCAGUGGCUUGAAUGUAACAACACAAUAUAGCUGUACACGACUGUAGAAUAAAGAGUGACGUAUCUAUAUAACAAUUUUCAUAAGUGCUGUGUGCAAUUUUAAAUAUAUAGAAAACUAAAAUUGAAAAACAAACACCUAUUUUAAAUCUCUUCAGGGUGUCAAGUUACUUAAAAUAAAGCGUGAGCAUAUUAAUUUAUAGUUUUAGCACACCGGUCUGCCGUCAUAAGAAGCUUUGCCCUUGAACUACAUCAGAGGGGCUCAAGAAUGGUACUAUAAGACUGCAGAUAUACACACCAAACAGAGAGGCAGGUGUUCCAGACCAGUUAACUGUAUCUACUUACUUACAGCCAGUGCUUAUCACUCUGUUCACUUCGAGCAAACAAGCUUCUGGUCUGCUCAGCUUGCAAGUUCAAUCAAAGUCAAAAGUCUCUCUUAGCCCCCACAGAUUCUCCUCAUAUCAGUGUACAUAAGACUUACU